Scatophagus argus is the source of this 5134-nucleotide messenger RNA. RefSeq names its product DENN domain-containing protein 2A-like. The transcript has 20 exons. Gene Ontology annotation, cellular component: actin cytoskeleton. Gene Ontology annotation, biological process: retrograde transport, endosome to Golgi. Lineage: Eukaryota; Metazoa; Chordata; Actinopteri; Scatophagidae. The record is from RefSeq and is a predicted model, not a curated record. The coding region runs from base 228 to 3443 and encodes 1071 amino acids.
UCAUAUUCAGAGUGUGUGUGUGGGCAGAGAAAGAGUGAAUGAAAGCUGGAUACUGGAGAAGAGACAGGGAGAGGAGAGGAGAGCAUUUUGAGGUGAGACUCUUAUGUCUCUGUUCUUACUCAACUGAACAUCUGACCACACUUCAAGGCUUAAUUCAUCACAUCAGGACAUUAUACCAAUGGAUACUCUUCUAGCAGCACCGGUUGCAUUAUGCUCCCAGUUUACUAAUGAACACAUGGAAACUGUACGACAGAAGGAGGUGUACAGUGAUCAUGGCAGGCACUGAGAGAAUGACAACCAAGCCGUACUACAUCUACUCCACCAUCAACAGGCUUAAGAGGGACUGUCUAGGUGAAAUUAGCGGUUUCCAUAUUGCUUCAGUGGAAAACAAGGGAACUGGCCAAAGAAGACAGGGAGCACCUAAACUCCCCUUAUCCCCACUGGAUAACUUGAGCAACCAGAGAGAAGAAUCACUCAUAAUGGCUCACAGGGGGCCGACUUUUGACCCUAACAGCAGUAAGAACACUCUCUUGGUGGGCAACAAGCUCCCCAGAUCGAAUGGAGGCAACAUCAAGGACAAGAUUUCUCUUUGGGAGGGGAAGGAACCAUUGGGUUCUUUGGGCCACGGUGCUAGCGUAAAAAGGACAGAAUCCCUGACAAAAAGCAACAAUAAAACUACUGAUGAGCAGAGUGCAGAGAGUUGCAGGAGAGCAGCCCAUAAGGAAAAAGAAAAUCUUGGGAAACAGAAUGGGGAUUCAAGGCCCUGUUCACCUGUUGAAACUGGAAAGCAGCAAAGAGUGAUGCUGAAGAGCAGCAAGCCCAAUGAGAACCAACAAGACGAUAGUAGAGUUGUUCACAGGGAAAAGCAAAUCCACGAGAAAGAGAAUGUGGAGAACCCUGGGGAUUCAAGGCCUUGUUCACCUACGGUGGCAGCGCAGGAACAAGUGGGGACAUUGAGGAAAAACAAUGACAGGUGGACAGCCAAACAAACCAGCCAGGAGAAGAGAGCUGUAUUUACUCUUUUCAAAAAGCUGGAGGCUUUGGGGGAUAACCACGGGAAAACUCAAACAGAGCUGGGAAAUUAUUUCAGCCCACCUAGCAAAGACAAACAGAUAGAGGUGAAGAAGAAAGAACCUGAAGUUAUGGCUCACAGUAGUGCAGAGAAAUCCCCUCAGGGCAUAGAAGGAAAGCAGCAGGAGAAUGUGUAUACAGAGCCAGGGGCGCCUCCCAUCAACCCAGUCCCCAAGCCCCAACGUACCUUCCAGCAUCCAGCUUCUGCCUCCAUUGGGAAGAGUCAGAGGCAGAUGAGAAGACAGGGGAACCUUCCCCCGCUUCCCCACAACUCAACAAAAACUUCCUCAAAACCUCCCUCUGGUGUCCACGGGAGACAGAGGAGUGAGAGAGUCAGAGAACACAUCAACAGGAACUCCUUUGAGUUUGAAGACCUCACAGGGUCAGCUAGCCUGCCCUCCUCUCGCUCGCUGUCUCAGGAACAUCACUAUGAGGACAUCCUCGACUCAUCCCAAGAGAACCCAUAUGAGGACAUAGAGCUGGAGAGUCAGUGCUCCCAGCAGUCUUUGCCCUCCUCUCCUGGCGCUGAUAGCACCAAGACUUCGAGGCCUGGCUUCUUUAGGCAGAAUUCAGCCAGGAGCUUCAAGUUGCUGGACCUGAGGAAAACCAACCAGUUGACCCACAGCACCAGCAGUGGGGGUGUUUCAUCGCCUCCCCAGCUCAGCCCUCCCUCCACUCCUAGUGGGCCUGAACACACUUCCUGGCUCUCAGGGGACCCCUACAGCCGCACCUGCCGCAGGAUACCAACGGUUGUGUUAAGGAUCAAUAGCAUCUUUGAGUCCCGGAUUGGAAAGAAGCAUCUUCGGCGGGCCUAUCAUUACGCUGAAACAAGCUCAGGAAGAGUGACAGAUGAGAACAGUGACUCUGAGAGUGAAGUUGAAGAAAGGGCAAAAGCUCAUCGUCAGCGUCUUGUAUCAGUCAAGUCCAUACUGAGCAAGCCAAGCCAGGCUCAAGUCCACUACAGCGGUGCCAACAGUGCUCUGGAACAGGAGCUCCACCAGCGUCAGCUCUUUGAAUAUUUUCUGGUUGUGUCACUGCAAAAGUCGAAGACUGGUGCUCACUAUCUGCCUGAGGUCACACAGCAGUUUCCCCUAAAGCUGGAGCGGAGCUUCAAGUUCAUGAGGGAGACGGAGGAUCAGCUGAGGAUCAUUCCUCAGUUCUGUUUCCCUGACGCAAAAGACUGGGAGCCAGUGGAGAAUUACCCGAGUGAGAUGUUCUCCUUUGUUUUGACUGGAGAGGAUGGGAGCAGGAGGUUUGGAUACUGUCGACGUUUAUUGCCCAGUGGAAAAGGCAAACGUCUGCCAGAGGUCUACUGUAUUGUUAGUCACCUUGGCUGUUUCAACCUGUUUUCCAAGGUGCUGGAUGAGGUGGAGAGACGGAGGGCGUUGUCUCCAGCGCUUGUGCAGCCUUUUAUGAGAGCCAUCAUGGAGGCUCAGUUUCCAGCCCCAGGCAAAACCAUAACCAUUAAAACGUUCCUCCCUGGCUCAGGCACUGAGGUGAUGGAGCUUUGCCGGCCCUCUGACUCCCGCCUGGAGCAUGUGGACUUUGAGUGUCUGUUCUCCUGUCUGAGUCUGCGGCUUCUUCUCCGGGUGUUCGGGUCUCUUCUGCUGGAGCGACGGGUCAUCUUCACCGCAGACAAACUGAGUACCCUCUCUCAAUGCUGCCAUGCCAUUGUGGCGCUGCUUUACCCCUUUGUAUGGCAGCACACCUACAUCCCUGUGCUGCCCUCGGCUAUGCUCGACAUCGUCUGCACUCCAACCCCGUUCAUCGUUGGCCUGCUGUCCAGCUCCCUGCCCCAGCUCACUGAGCUGCCCCUGGAGGAGGUUCUGGUGGUGGAUCUUGGAAAGAGUCGAUUUCUCAGACAGUUGGAUGAUGAGGACUCCAUCCUGCCCUCUAAGCUCCAGUCAGCCCUGGAGAAUGUUCUGGAGAGGAGAAGAGAGCUUGCUAAUGAGAGAGGAGGAGACACACCAACGGACUCUCUUCAGACAGGCCAUCUCAGCACUGUUGUGUCCGAGGCCUUUGUUCGUUUCUUCGUGGAGUUGGUAGGCCACUACCAACUCUUCAUCUUCGGAGAACGAGAAGAUGGCUACUCUUCCUCUUCCUCCUCCCCGGUCCCCUGCUCCUUCCAGCGUGAGGGUUUUCGUAAAGCGAUCCCGUCUAAGACUGUGCGCCGCUUCCUGGAGGUCUUCAUGGAGACCCAGAUGUUUGGCUUGUUCAUCCAGGAGAGAGAGCACCGCAGGCAGGCUCUAAGAGGACUGUUUGAAGUGAGGGUGCAGGAGUAUCUGGACUCCAUUCAUGAGAAUGAACACCGGAGGGUUAACAGGUUUCUCAAAGGCUUGGGAAACAAAAUGAAAUUUCUUUCCAAGAAAUAAAGGAACUAUGAUUGCACAAAACUAAAGAGAAGAACGGAAAGAAAGACUUCACAAACUGCUGAAAUUCGACAUGAUCACUUGUGCCAUCCUCAUCUGUGUCAGUGUUUAAGACUGAGGGUUUGGCCAAAGGACUGAUGAUGGCUGUGGUGGACAGAAAAUCCUUCGCUGUAUUUCACAUUAGUAAAGAAACAUGGGACUGCAAAAUCAGAGGUAUUUAAGAGGUUCCUGGUUAGAUCGUUUGAAAUUAUAUUCUUCAGGAAACGACAUUCAUGAGCACACAAAGAACACAAAAUAAAAUCUGUCUCUCUAAGCUACAUAUGAUUGACAAUUUAAAGGCAAAACCUGAAUACAUUGUGAAUUACAUACUAUAUGUUUAUAUAUGCAUGAUAUGCUUCAGAGUUUGGUGGUCACCAUUUGUAUGCAGGGUCAUUUGAUGUGAAAAGUCAUUCUCUUUUACCACUAGAGGGCAGUAGUAUAUUUUCUCUGAUUAUAUGAUCUUCACUCUGAUAGUGACUGACCAGAAAUGACACAGAGCUGCUUUCCCGCUCUUUAAUACUUCAGUUUUCUUUCAGUCCUAACACUGACAGCAUCACAAGUGCUUGACUUUUUUAACAAGUAAAUAAACGUUCUCUUUUGAAGUGAGUCAGUGGGUCAGUUUCUUGCUUGUUUUCCCCCAUUAAAACCAUGCUAAUGUCUCGUAAAUCAUCACACAUUUAAAGUUCAUUUAUGUAAACUCUCUUUCCCCACCAUCCUCCACAUUGCAGGUUAUGAAUGAUGAGAUUACUUUAUGGUAAAGACAUAAUGUCUCCAGUGACACUGGGCACCUUUUACAAUACGAGCCUUGUUACACAUUGGAAAAUCCUGAGAAGAAAAUCAAAGCCAAGUGAAUUGUGUUCACUCAGCAUUUGUGUGCAAGUUUUACUCAGUGAGUAAUCCGCAUACCACCCAUUUGCUAACCAUCCACUGCUGUGUUUGUGUGUUCGACGUUAUUUGGCCUUUUUACUACAAAGAGCCUCGGUUCAGAGUUGGUGGCAGCUUUACUAUUUUAGUCUCUGAGUCAUGGAAACAAAGCAGAUCUUUAGCCCACAAAGAGGAAAGCACAUCUUUGUCAGCAUGAAAACAUAACACAGGUGCAGAGCAGAGCACAGUAGUGUAUUGUUGAGGACUACUGCACUCACUUUGUGCAUGCUGAGCAAGCCCGAGGGCCCCAUGGCAUCACACAGCACCUAACCUGUCACUUUGUUAGUGGCAAGUUCACUCGCACCUGCUGACACGGAUGUUGAUGCAUAUACACAGAUGCACAGCCAUGAGUACAUAGUACAAAACACACACACACACACUACUGUAUGUACUUUAAAAAAGUGAUUCCAAACCAGGCGUGUACCUCUGGGGACUCCUUGCGUGUUACCAGUGGGUACAUUUGUACUUUUGUUGAAGAUGGGAAAACCAACUUAGAACUAUUGAUUUCCGACUUGCAACGGAUUGCAAGGUUAUGGUUGUGUCUUUGUUUUUCUCCCUGUAGAGCGUCAUGUGAUAGGAGCAUGACAAACCAGUGAAGCAAUGUGAGGUGGGUGUCUGUGUUAUAGUUUCUAAAAAAAAUUUCUGCUCAUCCAGGCAUAAACUCUGAACUCUACUGAGUUUUCCAAAAAGUCUGUGUUUGUGUCCUAUAGAGCCAUUAACGUGUACAUGAA